UCAAGCCUGAAUAUCGAAUCCAACUCACAGUUGAUAAGCGUUUUGAGAGAGAGAGAGAGAGAGAGAUGGCAUCCAAGCUGCCAAAGAGAAUGAGAUUGCGCAGAAAGCUUCACAUCUUGAGAACCCUUACCAACUCCAAAUCUGCGAAGAAAAGGUCCAUCAUCAUGGAUGCUUUUCUUCUCAUUUACAAGCUCAAACUCCAUCUCCAGACAAUCAAAAGAGAACCCCUCUCCUUGCUGAACCUUACCCAGGAGGAGGUGAAAGUAGAGAAGAUGGGGGCAGAAUUUCUGGUGAAAGUGAUGUGCAAGAAAGGGCAAGAAGUGCUGGUGGCCAUUCUAGAGAGCUUUGAGAGAAUGGGUUUGGAAGUUCUGCAAGCUAGGGUUUCGACCCACCCUUUUCUCAGCCUGGAAGCCAUUGUUGAACCUCGAGACCAGGGGUUUGAUCAUCUUGAUGUCAAACAUAUCAUAGGAUCUGUUCAUCAGGCCAUUAUUAGUUCCUCCAGUUAACAACGUCCAGUAAUGCUAUAUUAAAUUGGUGCAAAAUGCAUGCAUGUAUGGAACUCAAAAUUAAACUAAGCACUUGAUGCAAACUUAGCCCAACCAAUCUUUUCAUUACUAUAUAAAUAUAUGCAAGAAAUAUCACCCAUCUAACAUCGAUCCACAUGAAAAAAGCAGGCCUUGGAAAAUAUUUUUUAAUCAUAAUUAAGCAUAAAAAUAUUAGCAUAAUGAGG
Messenger RNA from Diospyros lotus (date-plum), 730 nucleotides. RefSeq lists its product as uncharacterized. Gene Ontology annotation, cellular component: nucleus. The transcript has 3 exons. NCBI's taxonomy places the organism in Eukaryota, Viridiplantae, Streptophyta, Magnoliopsida, Ericales, Ebenaceae. The record is from RefSeq and is a predicted model, not a curated record. Gene Ontology annotation, biological process: regulation of DNA-templated transcription. Gene Ontology annotation, molecular function: DNA-binding transcription factor activity; sequence-specific DNA binding. The coding region runs from base 66 to 506 and encodes 146 amino acids.